Messenger RNA from Aspergillus homomorphus CBS 101889, 980 nucleotides. RefSeq lists its product as uncharacterized. The transcript is spliced from 2 exons. NCBI's taxonomy places the organism in Eukaryota, Fungi, Ascomycota, Eurotiomycetes, Eurotiales, Aspergillaceae. The record is from RefSeq and is a predicted model, not a curated record. Bases 72 to 980 code for a protein of 302 amino acids.
AAGACUUUCAUAUUCGACACAACUUUCACCUUCAAAAUUCACAAACAGAGUCUUCGAAGAUUCUUUGAAAAAUGUCUCCAUCGACUCGACGUCAACGUACCUGCAAUCACCGCACCCGUGUCCUACUGGACACGUUGUUGAAGCAGCUGUUGCAGGAUGAGACCCAAGUACUCGAAGACGGACAUCUCAGCCUCGAUGGCUACAACGACAUCACGCACAUCAUCGACUACGACUUUGAAGAUCUUUCCAUGCCAUCAUCGGCGUCUAAGUUCCCCCCGGAGGUUCUUUUCGAGCCCAUGGUUGAGGUGAUCGGACAAUCUCGAGAUACCUCUGUCUUAGCCCGACCAUUUCCCGACCUUCCGGAAGAGCCAACCCGGUUCGACCUUAUGGAUAGCAUAAUCAUGCUUUGCGAUUUUAUAGUUGACUACACUGAUACUUGCGUGUUCAGUCCACCGGCCAAGCUGCGGAAAAUUUUCCUCCCUUGUCCCAUUUAUCUCGAUCUCCGUAACCAAGGGUGCUAUCCUGAUGACAGGCCCCCCUGGGCCGUUGAGGUCUACCUCGAGCCGGUUCCAGAGCAAGGGGUCGUAUUUCCCCACCUCACUAUUCUGGCCCUACAACCGAAGGCUGGCUGGGAACACGAGAUUUUAUAUGGAGAAUUGAUCGCAUUGGUCUCCGCCAUGCGGAGUCGAGCGUUCCAAGUGAAGAUUGACACCAAGAAGGAGCAGGAAGAGUUUUUGGACGCUAUGGACGUGGAAAGAAAGACCUAUCCUUAUCUUUUCCCCGAGGAGGAGACCUUUCCUACUCUCUUGUUGUCAGCGGUCGAACCCCGGCAUGCAAGAAUCAUCUAUGGAUGUAUGGAAGGGCGACGUCUCGUGAUCCGACAAUCCAAGCUCUAUAGCUUUGUACGAGGGAAUGAUUCUCCCGUGGAAUUUUUCGCUUCACUGUGGCUAAGUCGUCCCGUGGUCAGAGAUUCUCCUUGA